AUGGUCAUGCAAGCAAUUGUACUAUAUAAUACCGUCAGGCGUCGUAGUCGCCAACUCCCUAGAGCCCCACAUAGGAACUGGGAUUUUGAAAGAGAAAUGACACUUACACGGAUGUUUGGUAUGAGUGAUAGAAUUUUUCAUGAUCUAUUCAGAAUGAAGAUAGCUCCGUUUCAAAGCUUAUGUGCUCAUUUACGAACAUAUGGCUUGGUUGACAAUAGAUCUGUCAAAGUAGAGGAACAGGUGGCUAUAUUUCUCAACACCGUUGGACAUGACCACCGUAAUCGAAUUGGAAGUUUUAUGUUCUUUAGGUCUGGUCAAACAGUGAGUUACUAUUUCCAUAGAGUUUUACAGGCUUGCCUUGGAUUGUACAAAGAUGUUGUUAAUAAUGCCACUAUUCAUAACUCACCACACCAAAAGGAUAAGGUGAAGCCAUGGUUCCAAUAUUUUCAGUAUUCCGUUUAUAACCGGACUUUUUGGUUUUCAUAUCAAGAUUCUGUGGGGGCAAUCGACGGUACUCACAUUCCUGCAAAUGUCCCCAUAGAGGAACAAGCAAGGUAUCGCAAUAGGAAGCAAAUGAUAACUCAGAAUGUUUUGGUGGCUUGCACAUUUGAUAUGAAGUUCACGUAUGUGCUUGCCGGUUGGGAAGGAUCUGCCCAUGACGGUCGAUUAUUACAGAGCGCAACUUUAUGA
Molecule: messenger RNA, 690 nt
Organism: Olea europaea var. sylvestris
Lineage: Eukaryota; Viridiplantae; Streptophyta; Magnoliopsida; Lamiales; Oleaceae
Exons: 2
Coding region: 1-690 (229 amino acids)
Source: RefSeq, a predicted model, not a curated record